Anopheles merus is the source of this 4174-nucleotide messenger RNA. It is a transcript of the gene SMC1, whose product is annotated as structural maintenance of chromosomes protein 1A. The record is from RefSeq and is a predicted model, not a curated record. Gene Ontology annotation, molecular function: ATP binding; DNA binding; protein binding. Lineage: Eukaryota; Metazoa; Arthropoda; Insecta; Diptera; Culicidae. The transcript has 3 exons. Gene Ontology annotation, biological process: sister chromatid cohesion. The coding region runs from base 198 to 3935 and encodes 1245 amino acids. Gene Ontology annotation, cellular component: nucleus; cohesin complex; chromosome.
CGUAGCAGUCGCGCAGUUUGGUACAGAAUUUGGGGCGCCAUAUUGACGCAAACAACUUUGGCUACGUUUGGCUCUGUGCGGGAGGAGCGCAAAGUUUGGGGCGGAUUUUGUUCCACUCGCCAGCCGAUUUAUGUGUGAAAAGAAUUAUCCGUGCAUGCCCAGCGACGUGUGGUAAAACACUCGAACGAAGGAGCACGAUGAGUGGCGGUAAAAUGUCUGCAUUUCUGCAGUGUAUCGAGGUGGAAAACUUCAAGUCCUACCGGGGUCGCACUACGAUUGGACCGCUGAAGCGAUUUUCCGCCGUAAUCGGCCCCAAUGGAUCUGGAAAGUCCAACUUCAUGGAUGCCAUCAGCUUUGUGAUGGGUGAGAAAACCAGCAGCCUCCGCGUGCGGAAGCUGACCGAGCUCAUCAACGGCGCCUCGAUCGGGCGACCCAUCUCGAACCGGGCGUCCGUGAUGGCACGAUUCAUCAUCAAGACCGAGGCGGAGGGUGAGGUGGAGAAAACGUUCCAGCGCUCCGUCAUCAACGCGUCGUCCGAGUAUCGCAUCAACGGGUCCGUCGUGUCGCCCCAGCACUAUCUGGCCGAGCUGGAGAAAAUCGGCAUCAAUGUGAAGGCGAAAAAUUUCCUCGUCUUCCAAGGGGCGGUGGAAACGAUUGCGAUAAAAAAUGCGAAAGAACGGACGGCCCUGUUCGAGGAGAUCAGCGGGUCGGGUCUGCUGAAGGAAGACUACAACCGGCUCAAGCACGAGAUGCAGAUGGCCGAAGAGGAAACGCAAUUCACGUACCAGAAAAAGCGUGGCAUUGCGGCGGAGCGGAAGGAGGCCCGGCUGGAAAAGCAGGAAGCCGACCGGUACGCGAGCCUGAAGCAGGAGUGCAGCGAGAAGCAGGUACACUUCCAGCUGUUCAAGCUGUACCACAACGAGAAGGAAGCGAAGCGCCUGAAGGAGGACCAAAUCAGCAAGCAGCAGGAGCUGAACAUCAUCGAGAAGCGCAAGGAGGAGGCGGACGAGGUGCUGAAGGAGAAGAAGAAGGAGGUGGGCAAGAUGACGCGCGAAAUGGCGAAGAAGGAGCAGGAAAUUCGCGAAGUCGAGGCGGAGAUGAGCAAACGGCACCCGAUGUUCAUUAAGGCGAAGGAAAAGGUGGCGCACACGCAGAAGAAGCUGGACGGUGCGCUGAAAACGCUCGAGCAGGCCCGCCGGGCGGACGAAGCGCACCAGGCCGACAUCAAGAAGCUGGUGGACGAGCUGCAGGAGGUGGAGGUGAAGCGGGCGGCGUUCGAAAACGAGGUCGCGGGUGAAUCGAAGAAGCGCGGCAGCAACGUGCACCUGGAGCGCGAUCUGGUGCAGGAGUACGACCGGCUGAAGCAGAAGGCCGACGCGACGUCCAGCAAGUAUCUGAUCCAUCUUGAUUCGGUGAACCGCGAGCAAAAGUCCGACCAGGAUCGGCUGGACAGCGAGAUUAACAAAAAGGCCCAGAUCGAGGAGAACUAUAAGAAGAUCGAGUCGGAGAAGAACGAAGCGCUGAAGCGGCAGGAAAAGUUGAUCGACCAUAUCAAAACCAGCCGGCUGGGGCUGGAGGAGCAGAAGCGCAUCAAGGCGGAGCUGAGCCAGGACGUGGGCACGUCCAAGGAGCGCAUCCACGAGCUGCAGUCCGAGCUGGACAAUGUGCGCGAGCAGCUCGGCGACGCCAAGAUCGACAAGCACGAGGACGCACGCCGGAAGAAGAAGCAGGAGGUGGUCGAGCUGUUCAAACUGGAGGUGCCGGGCGUGUACGACCGCAUGAUCAACAUGUGUCAGCCGACGCACAAGCGCUACAACGUCGCGGUAACGAAGGUGCUCGGCAAGUACAUGGAGGCCAUCAUCGUGGACACGGAAAAGACGGCCCGCCGCUGCAUUCAGAUACUGAAGGAGAAAAUGCUGGACGUGGAAACGUUCCUGCCGCUUGACUAUCUACAGAAGAAACCGCUCAAGGAACGGCUCAGGAACAUUGAGGAACCGCGCAAUGUGAAGCUCAUUUACGAUGUGUUGAAAUUCAGCCCACCGGAAAUCGAACCGGCCGUGCUGUUUGCCACCAACAAUGCGUUGGUUUGCGAAACGCCCGACGAUGCGAUGAAGGUGGCGUACGAAAUCGACCGCAGCCGGUACGAUGCGUUGGCACUGGACGGGACGUUCUACCAAAAGUCGGGCAUCAUCUCGGGCGGUAGCCACGAUCUCGCCCGGAAGGCAAAGCGCUGGGACGAGAAGCACAUGGCACAGCUGAAGCUGCAGAAGGAAAAGAUUACCGAGGAGCUGAAGGAGGUGAUGAAGAAGACCCGCCGCCAGGGCGAACUGACGACGGUGGAGAGCCAGAUCCGGGGGCUGGAAAAUCGGCUCAAGUACAGCAUGAACGAUCUGGAGACGUCGAAGAAAAACAUCAACGAGUACGAUCGGCAGCUGGAGGAUUUCACCCGCGAGCUCGAUCAGAUUGGGCCGAAGAUAAGCGAAAUCGAGCGACGAAUGCAGCAGCGCGACAUGAAGAUACAGGACAUCAAGGAAAGCAUGAACAACGUGGAGGACGACGUGUAUGCCGAGUUUUGUGCCCGCAUCGGCGUCGCUAACAUCCGCCAGUUCGAGGAGCGUGAGCUGGUGCUGCAGCAGGAGCGGGCGAAAAAGCGGGCCGAGUUUGAGCAGCAGAUCGACCGGAUCAACAAUAAUCUGGAGUUUGAGCGGUCGAAGGACACGUCUAAAAACGUGCAGCGCUGGGAGCGUGCCGUGCAGGAUGAUGAAGAUUCGUUGGAAACGUUCAAGCAGGCCGAAGCCCGCCAGCGGCAGGAGAUCGAGAAGGACAAGGAAAAGAUCGAGCUGAUGAAGCAGGAGAAGGCCGCCCACAAGACGCUCGUCGAUCAGAUGGAGGAGGAGAUGGCGAAGGCUAGGCGGGAGGUGCAGGCACUGGCAAAGGAGCUGGCCGCCAUCCACCAGAGCAUAGCGAACAUCGAGAGCAGAAUCGAGUCGAUGAAAAGCAAGCGACAAACCAUACUGAUGCAGGCGAAGAUGGAAUCGAUCGAGAUUCCGCUGCUGCAGGGUUCGAUGGACGACAUCGGCCAGCAGCAGCAGGGACAGGGCGGCGGGCAGGGUGCCGGUGGGCAGGGUGGGGGGGAAUAUGCGGCCGAUGGUGGGUCGGCGUACGAGCGGGAAAGCCGCAUCGAGAUCGACUACAGCAAGCUCGAGCACCAUCUGAAGAACCUGUCCGAUCCGGACCAGAUCAAGAAGAGCGGCGACUCGCUGGCGAAGGAGCUGCAGUCCAAGCUGGACACGCUGGAGAAGAUACAGACGCCGAACAUGAAGGCGAUGCAGAAGCUGGACCGCGUCACCGAGAAGAUCCAGUCGACGAACGAAGAGUUUGAGGCGGCACGCAAAAAGGCGAAGAAGGCGAAGGCAGCCUUCGAGAAGGUGAAGAACGAGCGUUGCACACUGUUCACGAACUGCUGCAACCACAUCUCCGACGCGAUCGACGCGAUCUACAAGCAGCUGUCGCGGAACGAAGCGGCCCAAGCGUACCUGGGCCCGGACAAUCCGGAGGAACCGUACCUGGACGGUAUUAACUACAACUGCGUGGCACCCGGCAAGCGGUUCCAGCCGAUGAGCAAUCUCAGCGGUGGAGAGAAGACGAUCGCCGCCCUUGCCCUGCUGUUUGCCAUACACAGCUUCCAGCCGGCACCGUUCUUCGUGCUGGACGAGAUCGAUGCGGCCCUGGACAACACGAACAUCGGCAAGGUGGCAUCGUACAUUCGGGAGAAGACGACCAACCUGCAAACGAUCGUGAUUUCGUUGAAGGAAGAAUUCUACUGCCACGCGGACGUGCUGAUCGGCAUCUGUCCGUAUCCGGCCGAGUGUCUGGUGUCGCAAACACUGAUCUUUGAUUUGGAAAAGUAUGGCGACUAUCGGCAGGAUGAGUAGAAGUGAGCGCGUAAUUCCAGAUAUUUAUCCUCUCCUCCCAUCAUCAUCAUCAUCAUCACCAUAUGCUUAUGGCUUGUGGCCGGAGCUGUAGUUAUUUUUUCUUUUUUCACCAGAAAUCUUUUACUACUAGACGCUCGCGUACUGUAAACUAUGUUUAAUGAUUGAAUUGUAUUGUAACGGUUAAUGAUUGUAGUAAUGAACUGUAGAACAAAGGAACUAAUAAAAGCUGAAAUAUCGUA